This is a messenger RNA of Baudoinia panamericana UAMH 10762, 1431 nucleotides long. RefSeq names its product glycoside hydrolase family 18 protein. The transcript is spliced from 2 exons. Gene Ontology annotation, molecular function: chitinase activity. Bases 499 to 1431 code for a protein of 310 amino acids. Gene Ontology annotation, cellular component: extracellular region. NCBI's taxonomy places the organism in Eukaryota, Fungi, Ascomycota, Dothideomycetes, Mycosphaerellales, Teratosphaeriaceae. The record is from RefSeq and is a predicted model, not a curated record. Gene Ontology annotation, biological process: carbohydrate metabolic process.
CCUCCUUCUUCUCCUGCAUGUUGCUUGACGCAUGAUACAGCAUUCUACACCCUCCAACGACCCGCUAGGACGUAUGAAUCCACGAGUCGAGUCCUGGCGUCCAUCGUUGCUAUCUUACGCGCCCCUCUCACCACCUUGCGUGCUGAGCCUUCGCCCACAGCACUGAGGACGUGUCUCCAUCGACCUAUCGUCUUGGAGCGCUUUGAGAUGAGAGACUAUUUCAGUGGAGACACGCCGACAACGUACAAUGACCAAAUACAUCAUGACCUUCAAUUCAACCCAACCCAUGGCGGGCGAACGCAUUGCCUGGUACAUGUCGCGCGUCGACGCGUAAAGCGUGUGCAGUCCACGUGACCACUGAGUCUUCCGUCUGCUUGAGGUGAAGGAUUUUGGAAUCCAGCCACAUCUGUUCUGUUCCAUCUAAUCCUGCUCGCUAGAGUAACCCGAGCUCACAAUGUUAAUGGCCGGGCUACUGCCUGCCCCUAAAGUGUGCCGACGAUGUCUCUGGACGCCGACCCGAACGUGGCAGUGUACUAUGGCUCAUCACCGAACACGAAAGCUGGUGACCUCACCAAGCUUUGCGGAAGCCAAAAUGUCGACAUCGUCAUUCUGGCUUUUGUUAACAACUUUUCCGCAGGCGGAGUAUAUCCAAGCGCCUGGUUCGGGCCAGCAGGCACUCCAGCCAACGCCAAGCUGGCUUCCCUCGUCCCCAAUCUACCUGACUGUACCGCACUCGCUCCAGCCAUUAGGCGGUGUCAAGCCAACGGGAAAGUUGUGCUUGUCAGUCUCGGCGGCUAUGGGGCUGUUAGCACUUUCACCUCUAACGCUCAGGCGUCAAACUUCGCAUCAGUAAUACGGAACUUAUUCGGUGGCGGCCAAGACUACCUGCACAUCCGCCCCUUCGGCCCUAAUAUCAUCCUUGACGGUUUCGACAUUGACAAUGAAAGCAAAGACCCGACGUCUCACAUUACCUUCACGACAAGGCUACGUCAGUUAAUGACCGCUGACAGCAGGAAGCGGUACUACCUCUCGGCUGCACCACAGUGUCCCAUACCCGACGCCUCGAUUCCGCUUGGCCUUAUGAGACAGGCGGAUUUCGUAUGGGUGCAAUUCUAUAACAACCCCCCGUGCAAUCUCAACAGCACGGGGUUUCUUCCGGCCUACAAAGCUUGGUCGGGUGCCUUAUCCUCGAACAACACCGCAUCGGCCACGCCACGUCUGUACAUCGGCGUACUCGCGUUUCACGGCGGAGGCAUCGGCUAUGUUGCGGGCUCGGAGUUGCAUAGCUCGAUUGAGGUGGCGAGGCAACUGAAGCUCGACAAUGCUGGAGGUCUGAUGCUCUGGGACGGAUCGGAAGCCUUGCCCAAUGUGGACCGUAACGGGAGGAAUUACUUGCAGUACGCAAAAGCCGCGAUAUCGAAGCAAGGUUGA